Messenger RNA from Guillardia theta CCMP2712, 920 nucleotides. RefSeq lists its product as hypothetical. Bases 73 to 852 code for a protein of 259 amino acids. Gene Ontology annotation, biological process: transport. The record is from RefSeq and is a predicted model, not a curated record. The transcript has 7 exons. Lineage: Eukaryota; Cryptophyceae; Pyrenomonadales; Geminigeraceae. Gene Ontology annotation, molecular function: transporter activity.
UUGCACUACUGGGCAUGGUGGAUAGCUCUUGUGUUCGCCGUGUUGACCUGCUUGAUCUCUGGCCAGCUCAUCAUGGCGCAUCUGGAGAAAUAUGAGAAGCCAGAUGUGCAGAAGUAUGUUGUCAGAAUCUUAUUCAUGGCUCCGAUCUAUGCUAUCGAUGCCUUUCUGAGCCUGACGUUCGACAAUGCUGCGCCCUUCCUCAACGUCUUGAGAGACUGUUACGAGGCUUUUACACUUUACAACUUCAUCAAGAUGCUGUAUGAGUUGCUCGGCGGUGAGAGGACUGUGAUCGAGAUCAUGUCCAAGAAGAAGCAGAGCCGUGGGCUAUGGGGGAUGAGGUGGGAAGGAAGAGGGCCGAUGAAAGCUCUUAUGUUUUACAACUGCAAGUUUGGAGUCUUGCAGUACAUCGUUAUCAUCCCCAUAUGCGCCAUCGUCACCUUCAUCACGGUAGCGGUGAGUUGUCUCCCGAGGGUGUCCCGCCGACGUGCCUUGUGGGCGAUUUAUUGCCUCAUCACUUUCUACCUGUCGAUGCAAGAGGAGCUUGAGGCCUCUGUGUCGAACGCCCUUGGGAAGUUUCUGGUGGUGAAGGCAGUUGUCUUCUUGUGCUUCUGGCAGGGCGUUGCGCUCAACCUGGUCCUCAUCAUCGGCUACAUCCCUGAGACGACUCAGUACUCGGCGAAACAUUUCGUGGGGGCGAUCGAGCAGUGGCUGAUUUGCAUGGAAAUGCUUAUCAUCGCCAUCUGCUUCUAUCUUGUGUACCCGGUGGAGGAAUUCACAAACAAGACUGAGAUGCAGACACGGACCUACGGGAGCACGGGAAAGAAACAGGAGGAGGGCACGAGUUUUGUAUGAUAGGAGGGGCAGCAACUAGGUGAGGUCAAGAUUCAUUCAAGUCGCCGAUAAAGCCUAAUGCUGAACUU